AGCCGGUUGCGAGGCGGAAGCGCGUGCGCGCGGGACGUGCCCAGUACCUUUUGGCUUGUUACAAAGAGCAGCUAUGGAGAAGUGGAGCUUAAUGACAAUCACUGUUUUACUGGCACUUACUGUACGCUGGACUGUGUCGCUCAGUUCUUACUCAGGUGCAGGAAAACCACCUAUGUAUGGAGACUAUGAAGCUCAGAGGCACUGGCAAGAAGUUACUUACAAUUUGCCCAUCAGGCAGUGGUACUUCAAUACAACUGAUAACAACCUGCUGUACUGGGGCCUGGAUUAUCCGCCUCUUACUGCCUACCACAGUCUUGUGUGUGCUUACAUUGCAAAGUUAAUAAAUCCCGAUUGGAUUGCCCUGCACACAUCUCGGGGGUACGAGAGUCAGCCACAUAAGUUAUUUAUGCGUACAACAGUGAUUGUUGCUGAUUUGCUGGUUUAUAUUCCUGCAGUUAUUUUAUAUUGUUUUUCCUUGAAAGAAACAUCUACUAAAAAGAAGGUUUCCAGUGCUCUCUGCAUACUGCUUUAUCCAGGCCUCAUUCUUAUUGACCAUGGACACUUUCAAUACAACUCAGUGAGCCUGGGCCUUGCCCUGUGGGGUGUACUUUAUUUGUCUUAUGACUGGGACCUGUUGGGCUCAGUGGCCUUUUGCUUGGCCUUAAAUUACAAGCAAAUGGAACUCUACCAUUCUCUGCCCUUUUUCUGCUAUUUGCUUGGCAAGUGCUUCAAGAAGGGACUGAAAGGAAAGGGAUUAGUAUUGCUAACUAAGAUAGCAGGGACAGUGGUGGUUUCCUUCGCUGUCUGCUGGCUCCCGUUCUGUACCGACAUGGAACAAAUCAUGCAAGUACUCAGAAGACUCUUUCCCAUUGACCGAGGCUUGUUUGAGGAUAAAGUAGCCAAUAUUUGGUGCAGUCUAAGUGUCCUUAUAAAGAUAAAGGAUGUAAUGUCACCUCAAACUCAACUAAAACUCAGUUUUGCUGUAACAUUCCUGAGCCUGCUGCCUGCUUGUGUAAAGCUCACAGCCCAGCCUUCUCUGCGAGGAUUUAAGUUUGCUUUGGUUAGUUGUGCAUUGUCAUUUUUCCUGUUCUCCUUUCAAGUACAUGAAAAAUCUAUUCUUCUAGUGUCAGUACCAGUCUGCUUAAUCAUAAAUGAAAUCCCUUUUAUGGCCACGUGGUUUUUACUCGUGUCAACCUUCAGCAUGCUGCCUCUGCUGCUGAAAGAUGGCCUGCUGCUGGCCUACGCUGUGAGCAUGCUGGCGUUCCUGUCAGUCUGCACCACUUCCUUUUCCAUAUUUGAGAAGACUUCAGCCGAGGACCUGCAGCUGAAGCAGUUCUCCCUUUCCCUGAAGGGAUACGUUUCUUGGUUUAAGUCCUUUCCCAAGAUUGUCAGGAUGCUGUUCCUUAUGUCCAUAACCCUGAUGGCUGUCCUGUCUGUGAUGAGUGCCAUGGUGCAUCCCCCACAGAGGUUACCGGAUUUAUUCCCUUUAGCUGUGUCUAUUAUUUCUUGCUUACAUUUUAUACUAUUUUUGGUGUAUUUUAACAUUGUUAUUCUGUGGGACUCAAAGAACAGUAGAAGUCAGAAGAAAAUCAGUUAAUGAACCUGUGAAGAUCAAGGACUAAACUGUAUUCUCCAUGAGCAGUGUCUGGCAUUGCAGGUAAACCUGCUCAUGCUGUAAUACAAUUCCUGUAUCCUAAUGAAAAUCAGGAAACACAUAAUGUGUAUUGAAACACAAAGUAAUCAAGGACUUUUAAAGGAAGGAAUAUUGUGAAGAGCAUUUGGAAAUGUGACUUGGUGUCGUCUGCAGAAGUGUAAUACUUUUUGUUACCAUUUGUAAACUUAAACUCCCUAAUAAAGGACCAAAUUUUGAGUUAA
This is a messenger RNA of Pezoporus flaviventris, 1875 nucleotides long. RefSeq names its product ALG6 alpha-1,3-glucosyltransferase (gene ALG6). The coding region runs from base 74 to 1597 and encodes 507 amino acids. The record is from RefSeq and is a predicted model, not a curated record. The transcript has 15 exons. Gene Ontology annotation, cellular component: endoplasmic reticulum membrane. Lineage: Eukaryota; Metazoa; Chordata; Aves; Psittaciformes; Psittacidae. Gene Ontology annotation, biological process: protein N-linked glycosylation. Gene Ontology annotation, molecular function: dolichyl pyrophosphate Man9GlcNAc2 alpha-1,3-glucosyltransferase activity.